Messenger RNA from Coffea arabica (coffee), 1160 nucleotides. Its product is annotated as protein LEAD-SENSITIVE 1-like. NCBI's taxonomy places the organism in Eukaryota, Viridiplantae, Streptophyta, Magnoliopsida, Gentianales, Rubiaceae. The record is from RefSeq and is a predicted model, not a curated record.
CUCACUUGGAGGUCCCAAACGUAGGAAAAUCCACCUUUCUCUUCCUUCUUUUCGAUUCCGUUGGAAUCUGAACUCCCAAACUAGCUAAUGUCCGUCUCUCAGAAUUCCUGGCCUUCUUUUUUGGGGUCUCUUUGAUCCAUCUAUUGGUUUAAGUUCAAAACAGAAAUCAACUCCGAGAUGGGUUUUCUCUCACACAAGGUAGAAAGAAGCGACAUUGAAGCUGGUGACCACAUCUAUACUUGGAAAACCGGGUUUAGUUACUCUCACCAUGGCAUCUACCUUGGUGGAAACAAAGUCGUCCAUUUCACUCGUGAAGAAAAUAAAGUCUCAACUGGUGGUUUCUCCAUCAGCUUUUCAAGUACAGGUGAAGUGUCUUCUCUGUACUCUGCUCCGCGUGCAAAAGAGCUGCCAGCCUGUCUACAUAUGCCGGACUGUGGAUUUCGUCAACCUCAAAGUGGGGUUGUUCUUUCUUGCUUGGAUUGCUUCCUUGGUGGCGGAUCAUUGUGUCGCUUUGAGUACGGAAUCAGCCCACUUAUUUUUGUUGUGAAACUUCGAGGUGGCACAUGUACGGUAGCAGACUCUGAUGCACCGAAAACAGUGAUUCACAGGGCCAUGUUUCUCCUUCAUAAUGGAUUUGGAAGCUACAACUUGUUUGAGAAUAACUGCGAGGAUUUUGCUCUAUACUGUAAAACAGGUCUUCUCAUUCAUGACCAAACAGCUCCUGGAAGGAGUGGUCAGGUGUCUGGUGUCGUGUGUGCUCCGCUGGCAGCUGUUCUUUCUUCACCACUUAGGUGGUUCAUGUCUAGCCCGAUCAGCAUAGCAGCAGCUGGAGCUGGAUUAUACUGUUUGAGCCGAUAUGCUACGGAUAUUGGGGUGAGAACUGAUGUCAUCAAAGCGGAAGUAGAGGAUAUGGUUUUGUUCCAUGGCAUCAUCGAAGGCCCAAAUAAACCUACUAAUCAUGUUAAAUCCCAUAAACGGCCCCAUGAGUCUGAUCAAUCGGAUUUUCCUGCUUCUAAGAGGCAAUGCUAGUGAUAACGCGUUGAGAGCAGUAACUCAAAAACCCUUUCGAACGACCGGGACAUAGAAUGCCUUAUCCUCUGUUUUAUAGUACCGGCAUGUUAGAAAGAUGAAAGAUUUAAGUCUGUUGUUUAUUUCGAGAA